Molecule: messenger RNA, 3237 nt
Organism: Penicillium brevicompactum
Lineage: Eukaryota; Fungi; Ascomycota; Eurotiomycetes; Eurotiales; Aspergillaceae
Product: ATP-dependent RNA helicase MTR4
Exons: 3
Coding region: 1-3237 (1078 amino acids)
Biological process (GO): maturation of 5.8S rRNA; RNA catabolic process
Cellular component (GO): nucleus
Molecular function (GO): ATP binding; RNA binding; RNA helicase activity
Source: RefSeq, a predicted model, not a curated record
AUGAGCUUUUCGACGUCUUCGACGACCAGCCUCGGCCGGUCCAACCGUCUGAGCGUCCCCCCCAAGCGCCCCAAAAAGGACAAAAGCAAAAAACGACAGGUGAAUGGCGAUGUGAAGAACCCCGAUGGCGCCCAGACUGAACGGAAUGAGGAUAUCUCAAUGACGGAUGCGCCUCCCGCGAAAUCGGAUUCAAACGAUAUUGACGCCCUGGAGACCUCGAACCAAGAUCAACCCGAUGCGAAGCGGCUUCGUGUGGAAGAUGAACCCGAACCCGUACUUGCCGAUUCAUUCGAGGCGGAGCAGGAGGUUGAGCUCCAACAAACCGGUGAUCUGGCAAAAGAUGGUGAAGCUCCAACUGUUGUGGCUCACCAAGUGCGCCAUGAAGUCGCAUAUCCUCCGGAUUAUCCUUACGUGGACAUCAGCAAGCACAAGCCCCCAGCGGAUCCAGCAAAGACAUACCCUUUCACACUCGAUCCCUUCCAGCAGUUGGCAGUUUCUUCGAUCCAGAGACACGAAAGUGUGCUUGUUUCUGCCCACACUAGUGCCGGAAAGACAGUUGUAGCAGAAUAUGCCAUCGCGCAAAGUCUGAAGCAAAACCAGCGAGUCAUUUACACCAGUCCUAUCAAAGCGCUGAGCAACCAGAAGUACCGUGAGUUUGCUGCUGAGUUCGGCGAUGUCGGACUUAUGACUGGUGAUGUGACGAUCAACCCCACCGCUACCUGUCUUGUCAUGACCACGGAGAUUCUUCGCUCUAUGCUGUACCGUGGCUCUGAGAUCAUGCGUGAAGUUCAGUGGGUCAUUUUUGACGAAAUUCACUACAUGCGAGACGCCAACCGUGGUGUGGUUUGGGAAGAGACUAUCAUCUUGCUGCCUGAUAAGGUCCGAUAUGUCUUCUUGUCUGCCACCAUCCCGAACGCCAUUGAAUUUGCCAAGUGGAUUGUUAAGAUGCACCACCAACCUUGUCAUGUCGUUUACACCAACUACCGUCCAACGCCCCUUCAGAAUUACUUUUUCCCCGCUGGUGGAGACGGAAUGCACCUCAUUAUUGACGAGAAGGGUACUUUCCGCGAGAAGAACUUCCAAGAGGCCAUGAGCACUAUCGCAGAAAAAGCUGGUGCCGAUUCGGCUGACCCCAACGCUAAGCGCAAGGGCAAGGCAAAGGACGGACAGGUGAACAAGGGAGGCAACAAAGGUCCUUCGGAUAUCUGGAAGAUUGUGAGAAUGAUCAUGCUCAAGAACUACAAUCCCGUCAUCGUCUUCAGUUUCAGCAAGCGGGAGUGUGAAGCAAAUGCCUUACAAAUGGUAAAGAUGGCUUUCAACGAUGAUUCCGAGAAGGAGAUGGUCAGCAAGGUCUUUGAGAGCGCCAUUGAGAUGCUGUCGCCCGAAGACCGUCAGUUGCCGCAAAUUAUCAACAUGUUGCCACUGUUGCGCCGUGGUGUUGGUAUUCACCACUCAGGAUUACUGCCAAUUCUGAAGGAAACUAUUGAGAUUCUAUUCCAAGAGGGUCUCAUCAAGGUUUUGUUUGCGACUGAGACUUUCUCUAUUGGUCUUAACAUGCCCGCCAAGACCGUGGUGUUCACAAGUGUUCGCAAAUUUGAUGGAAAAAGUCAGCGUUGGGUCACUCCUUCUGAGUUCAUUCAGAUGUCUGGUCGUGCUGGUCGUCGUGGUCUCGAUGAACGAGGUAUCGUAAUCAUGAUGAUUGGCGAAGAGAUGGACCCUGCAGUUGCCAAGGAAAUCGUUCGCGGUGAGCAGGACAAGCUCAACUCUGCGUUCCAUCUUGGUUACAACAUGAUUCUCAAUUUGAUGCGUGUCGAAGGCAUCUCGCCUGAAUUUAUGCUGCGCCAAUGCUUCAAGCAGUUCCAAAACUUGGGUAGCCUCGGCGGGCUAGAGAACAGUCUCGCGGAGCUGGAGCAACAGCGUGACAACAUGAAUAUCUCUGAUGAAGGCACCAUUCGCGAAUACUACGACCUACGGAAGAAACUUGAUGAAUUUGCGGACGACGUCGCAUAUGUUAUCUCUCAUCCGAACUACUCUUUACCUUUCCUCCUACCCGGACGACUGGUUCAUAUCACGUAUAAGGAUGCAGACUACGGCUGGGGUGUGGUGAUGAACGUGACGAAACGAGUUCAAGCAAAACACGACACCGAGAAACUUACCGAUCAUCAAAGCCAAAUUGUCGAUGUCUUGCUCACACUCGCCCAAGGGCCAUCCAUCGGUACCAAAUACUCCGGGGACAUCCCGCCUACCAUUCAACCUCCGAGGGAGGGGGUCGAAAUUCGCCAUGCCGUCGUGCCCAUGAUAUUGGGCUGCAUCAGAGAAAUUUCCAGUAUCCGCCUCAACCUUCCCAAGGAUAUCACAUCCACGGAGGCUAAAAAGGGUGUCAUGGGCAUAGUUAAUGAAGUAAAAAGACGAUUCCCAGACGGCGUUCCGCAGGUGGACCCUCUGGAAGAAAUGAAGAUCAAAGACGACAGUUUCAAGAAAUUGUUGCGGAAAAUCGAGGUUCUUGAGUCCCGUCUCUUGAGCAAUCCUCUGCAUAACUCGCCUCGCUUGGCCGAAUUGUGGGAACAAUAUUCGGAGAAAGUGGAGAUGGGGGUUCAAAUCAAGAACAAGAAGAAGGAAAUCGACGAUGUCAACUCAAUCCUCUUAUUCGAUGAGCUGAAAAACCGCAUGCGCGUGCUUCGCCGUCUAGGAUUCAUUGACGACGCCGAGGUCGUGCAGUUGAAGGCCCGUGUUGCUUGUGAGAUUAGCACCGGAGACGAAUUGAUGCUCAGCGAGCUUCUGUUCAACGGUUUCUUCAACGACAUGACAUCCGAGCAGGUAGCGGCUGUGAUGAGUUGCUUUGUUUUUGAAGAGAAGGUCAAGGAGGCUACUCCCCUAGCCAAGGAUGAGCUCUCGAAGCCACUGAAGGCCAUCCAGACCCAAGCCCGCAUUAUCGCCAAGGUGUCCCAGGAAUCCAAGAUGGCUGUCAAUGAGGAGGAGUAUGUUCAAAGUUUCCACUGGGAGCUGAUGGAGGUGGUUUACGAAUGGACCCAGGGCCGGUCCUUUGCUGAUAUCUGCAAAAUGACCGAUGUCUACGAAGGUAGCUUGAUCCGUGUCUUCCGCCGGCUGGAAGAGUGUUUGCGGCAGAUGGCGCAAGCUGCCAAGGUGAUGGGUAGCGAAGACUUGGAGAGCAAGUUCGAGGAGGCCCUUACCAAGAUUCGCCGUGACAUUGUUGCUGCCCAGUCUUUGUAUUUGUAG